Phaedon cochleariae (mustard beetle) is the source of this 6150-nucleotide messenger RNA. The record is from the annotation of a GenBank genome assembly. NCBI's taxonomy places the organism in Eukaryota, Metazoa, Arthropoda, Insecta, Coleoptera, Chrysomelidae.
AUGUCGGGGAAGUGCUUCAAAUGUAAUGGAGAUUGUGUUCUGAAAGACAAUAAGGGGGAAUUAUUUGGUUAUCCCUGCGACCAGUGUAAACAAAUUGUUUGCAAAAAUUGUGCUGGUUUAUCAGCCUCUGAGGUAAGAGCUGUGGUGAUUCCUACUAGGGUGAUGCCCUUCUACUGUCCUCAUUGCAGAGUGAACACUAUUUCUUCUAUUGCUCGGAAAUUAAAUAAGCUGGAAGAAGAAAUCCAAGAAAAUUCAUCGAAUUUCCAUGGUAAAUUCAUUACUUUAGAACAUAGAAUAAUAAAGAUGGAACAGAUUCUAGAUUCGAACAAACUUAUUGAGCAAAGAUUAUCAAAAAUAGAGGAACUUAUUGAGUCGAACAAAUCAUUGAAUCACGAAGUCAGUGAAAUUAAAAAACGUGUCGAAUCUCAAACUCAGUCACAAGUUGACAGUGAAGCUUUAUUCGGAGAGAUUCAGGAUAGAGCAGAUAGAUCCAAGAAUUUGAUUGUUUAUAACGUCGAAGAAUCUCAUUCCAAAGAAUUUUCUGAGAGAAUUGCAUUCGACAAACAACAAUGUGAAAAUGUUCUAGGUGUUUUGUACGAAUUCUGCGUGAAUUUCUGCCAAGCCAAAGCCACCGGCAUCACGGAACCCCAGUGCCAAGAUAUCUAUUUCAGCAAACUCCUGGAAGGCAGCGACGGUUUCAGUGACUCGGAUCUCAGCUUACUCUCGUGGCUGCAAAGCGUGCCUCCCGAAACUUUUUCCGUGCCCUUCGAGCAGCGCACACUCAACAUGGAUAUAGAACGGCUGGAACGGCCCAGCCUGGAGACCUCCUGGACCGAGCACAUCCUCGUCACCCCCAUCAAGCCGAAAACCUUCCCCCAUUCGGCGAUGCCGUUCACGCGGCCCCGCUCCGCCGCCGACGCCAUGUCCCGCUCGCUGAUGCCCGCCCUCGAAGGCGGCGGGCCGCGGGACGGGGCGCGGCGAAGCGGCCCGGGGGCGGCGCAGUACCAUAACGGCUCCGCGCGGAUGAUGGCCGCCAGCACGGGGGACAUCCUGUCGAACGGGCCGAUGACCAGAAGCAGAAUAAAAUCCAACAAGUUGAUGAACACCUCGGUGGACCGGCUGUUCGAAAACGACCAAGUUUUCCUCAGCAGCAGCUACGCAGAAUUUCAGCAACUACCUUCCAUACAGGAACAGACUAGCACGCCAAAAAUCAACGCCAACUACAACUCGAAUUCCGCCAGUUUGGAGGAUAAACUUUCCACUUCGUCGUUGGACAACAAAGGAAGAGAAAGCCCAGCCUCCUCCGUAACAUUAAGGACUCCAGAAAUUCGGAAAAUACCUGCUAGAGUCAGCGAAGAAGUGGCGGCGGCGAUCAAACGCCUGGAAUCGCUGUUCAUCGACGCCGGCACCGCCGGUAGUACGACCGGUACCGCCGGCUGGGAAUCGCACCCGAAACACCCUCGCGUCGUCAUCAAGGAACCGGCGAUAUCGAACAAAAAAUGUGACGUGCACGACGCGAGCUCGAGGAGCAGAUCGCUCGGCAACAUUGCGCACGCGCUGUGCCACAGGAGCCCGAUAGGGGUAGCGAGGAAGAAGGAGCCGGACAUCGUUUUUCCGGGGGAGGGGAACAUGGGGCCUAGGAGGGUGUCCGGCUCGCUAGCAUUCCCCCACCUGCCGCCUCACAAGGACAUGGAGCACCCCAGCCAGUUCUUCUCGACGUUGCGCAAAGGCUCGCUCGACACGUCCAGCGAAUGUCUGCGCAGAGAGAGCGCAUGGAACAAGCAUCACGUCGGCGCGCAGAAGAAGCGUAGCGCGCAGAACGCUUCCUCCGAUUCGCUGGUAGACAGCAGGAGGACGUCUUGGAGCGUCGAGCAUUUCGACGAUAGAUUCAUUGGCGCUCAUUCCAAGACGCUGCGCAAAGGCUCGCUCGACACGUCCAGCGAGUGUCUGCGCAGAGAGAGCGCAUGGAACAAGCAUCACGCCGGCGCACAGAGGAAGCGUAGCGCGCAGAACGCAUCCUCCGAUUCGCUGGUAGACAGCAGGAGGACGUCUUGGAGCGUCGAGCAUUUCGACGAUAGAUUCAUUGGCGCUCAUUCCAAGAUGCUGCGCAAAGGCUCGCUCGACACGUCCAGCGAAUGUCUGCGCAGAGAGAGCGCAUGGAACAAGCAUCACGUCAGUGCGCAGAAGAAGCGUAGCGCGCAGAACGCUUCCUCCGAUUCGCUGGUAGACAGCAGGAGGACGUCUUGGAGCGUCGAGCAUUUCGACGAUAGGCAAUUCCUUGGCGCUCAUUCCAAGACGCUACGCAAAGGCUCGCUCGACACGUCCAGCGAAUGUCUGCGCAGAAAGAGCGCAUGGAACAAGUAUCACGUCGGCGCACAGAAGAAGCGUAGCGCGCAGAAGGCGUCCUCUGAUUCGCUGGUAGACAGCAGGAGGACGUCUUGGAGCGUCGAGCAUUUCGACGAUAGGCAAUUCCUUGGCGCUCAUUCCAAGCCGACCACCUUAGAUCGCGACGACAAAGUCGACGACAGCGUCGAUGGCAGACCGAGGUUCGUCGCCGUCGCUUCGUUGGAGGACGUGCAGGCCGUCAGAUGCGCCGAUUUCCACCCUAGCGGCCGCAUCUACGCGCGCACCAAACACCACAAGGGCUCCAUCUACUGUCUGGCCUGGUCUCCUGUCGGCGAUCUUCUCGCCACUGGCUCCAACGACAAGACGGUCAAGCUGAUGAAGUUCAACGUCGAUACGUCGAACAUCGAGGGCGACGAGAUCGAGUUGGGCAUGCACGAUGGGACGAUAAGGGACAUCUGCUUUCUGGAGGACAGUUCGAAUAAGUCGAGCUUGCUGAUUAGUGGGGGCGCUGGGGAUUGCAAGAUUUAUAUUACGGAUUGCGCGACCGGGACGCCUUUCCAGGCGCUCAGCGGUCAUACGGGCCACAUCCUCACUUUGUACACGUGGGGCGGCGCGAUGUUCGUCAGCGGCUCGCACGACAAGACCGUCCGCUUCUGGGACCUGCGCACCAAGGGCUGCGUCAACGUCGUCACGCCCGUCACGGUGCCGGGCACCAGGCAGAGCUCGCCCGUCGCCUGUCUGUGCGUCGACCCGUCGGGCAGGCUGCUGGUUUCGGGCCACGAGGACAGCGCAUGCGUGCUGUACGAUAUUAGGGGAGGGCGGGGCGUGCAGAGCUUCAAGCCGCAUUCGGCCGACGUGAGGUCGAUACGGUUCUCGCCCUCCGCCUACUACUUGUUGAGUGCCGGGUACGAUAACAAAUUGGUGCUCACCGAUUUACAAGGUGACUUGACGCUCCCGCUGCCGAGCGUGGUGGUAGCCCAGCACGACGACAAGGCCAUCUCCGCUCGAUGGCAUCCUUCGGAGUUCUCCUUCGUGUCGACUUCUGCUGACAAGACGGCAACGCUGUGGGCCCUGCCGCCCGUCUAACCGCCCGAUCGCCAUCGAAUCCUAUCGGCACGGAUCCGAACUAAAAACCGUAUCUGUCGCGGCUCGUACAGGGUCAUUCCGUAUAUUCAAACAGCUUCAACAGGGUUCACCAUUGAGGAUAGAGAAAAACUUCGAAUGCAAAAGUUGUAGGGUUUGUUCUGAACUACCAGAAAAUUAUACCAGAUGAAACAAAUGAAUAUCGCUGAUAUAAGAAAUGGGUACCAACUUCCAAUGGAACACCCUAUAUAUUUUUCGAAGAAAAUCAAGAUCUUUUCUUCCUGAUCCCAAAAAUAUAUUGGUCAUUGAUAUUUGGUUCAGCCGUUUUCGAGAUAUUCGAGGUUGAACAUUUCAGAUCUAGUCCCAAUUUGAUUUCACCAAAUCGCAAUUGCCAUGAAGAAAAAAUAACACAUACGCAAGUUGUCAUCAAUAAAACGUUCUGUCAUUAUGUUCAUUGCAUAGAAUUUCGGAAGAAAUAUGGGUUUCAGUGAAGAUGAACACAAAUAUUUACUUCAUAAGUAAUUCAAUGUUUGUUCUACCUUGGAAAUAAAGCAAUAUUUCCAAUUCUCCAUCUUCAUCAGCAAUGACAGUGCGUUUUUUUCUUCGAAGAUUUUUUCGUUCUCUCAUACUCCUCGCAGUGAAAUAAAACGUACUUCUGGAAGGAACUUCAUUCCAGGAUGAAUGCGUUGAUACUCCGCUCGAUCUUCCACUGCAUUAUUAUUUUUGUAGAAUAAACGAAUCAUUUCAAACUUUUCAUCUCCACUGGAACCCAUAUUUCUUCCGAAAUUCUAGGCAAUGAACAUAUGACAGAACGUUUAACUGAUGACAACUUGCGUAUGUGUUGUUUUUUCUUCAUGGCAAUUGCGAUGUGGUGAAAUGAAAUUAAAACUGAAUCUGAAAUGUUCAACCUCGAAUAUCUCGAAAACGGCUGAACCAAAUAUCAAUGACCAAUAUAUUUUUGAAAUCAGGUAGAAAAGAUCAUGAAUUUUUACUAAAAAUAUAUAGGGUGUUCCAUUGAAAAUAACGAAGCUGGUACCCAUUUCUUAUAUCAGCGAUAUCCAUUUGUUUCAUCUGGUAUAAUUUUCUGGAGGUUCAGAACAAACCUUACAACUUUUGCAUUCGAAGUUUUUCUCUAUCUUCAAUGAUAAACCCUGUAGAAGCUGUUUAAAUAUACGGAAUGACCCUGUACGUCAAAUUGUCGGUGAUUGGUCGCGGAAAGUUUAGCGGAGUCGCUCGUUAGCUAUUACCGUGCUCAGUUCAGAACAGCUGAUUCGAAUGGUGCUUUGGGUUCAAUGGGCCUGUUUCAGUGACCAUUUGUAUAUCGUUAUUUAGAAGUACUAACGCUAACUAGUCCACUGUCGCCAACCGUUUUUCCUCAGAGCACUCCAAUUUUUUUUUUCAAGAAAAUGAGCCUUUCCAGUCAUUUCCAGAAAUAUAUGUCUCGAAAUAUAUGGCUCUGAAAUACCUUAGAAUAUUUUUUUCCAUCAAUUCAUUGUAUAAAAAAUAAUGCAUACGCCAAAAUGAAUGAGCGAAUUCAAACAUGGCCGUGAAACGUGUGAUGUCAGUGCGCAAGCAAUUUGGAUUUGGUAAUGCCCCUCAACUCCUUGUGGGUGCCAAUAAAAUGUACAAGGGACUUGACAAUGAUGCCAAUUGGAACAGAAAGCUAUGACUAGUCGGAUUUUCAUUUCUCGUUUUUUUCAUUUCAGCAAAUAAUAAAGAUAUUGUUAGAUUACUCAAUAAUAUCUACCCAACUGAAAAUUUGUGGUAAUGAAAAAUUGCUCUAGUAAAGUACUUUCAAGUUUAGGUACUCACUUUUACCUACAUACCAUAGGGAAAAGAACACAUUUUGGAUCAACCAAUCUUGGUUCUAUUUUCUAUUUAUUUCAGUACAAGCAUCACUGGCUUCCUGUGAAUAAUAUUAAGAAAUGAGAACAGUGAAGUUAUGCGGAGAAUGAGGUAUUUUAACUUGGCAACAUUGUCUUAACGCCAGUUGCUUCAUCUCCUCUUGUUAACAUAGUUGCCAUAUUAGCAAUUGAAUUUUCCGGUAGUGAGUACUUGGGAUAUAGUAAACUGUUUGAUUUGUUGAUUAUUACAAUUAUUCAACAAAAUGAUAACAUCAUAACUCAAUCCAAACCAUAUGAAAAGCAUCUUACUGUUUGAUGCCUGCAGUGAAUUACCAAUGAACUAAUCAGCUGCUACAUAGUAAUUUCGAAUCAUUUCAUUCUUUGCACUGUUUCACAUGAGAUCAAUUCAAGGAUUUCAUAGAGACCUGGCAACUGCGGUGUGCUUCCCAACCGCCACGAACUCCAACCAAUCAAAUUGCGAGGAGACACUGACAUCACAGCUCACUAACAUUUGAAUUCACAUGUAUUGAAAUAGCAUUUUCAAUAUUAAAUAUUUCAUAUCAUUUCCAAUUUUCUCGAUGAAUAAAUAUGUGGUCAGGAUAACGUUUUUGAAUUGGAUAACGUUUCUGAAUUCCCUUCAUAACAUUAUAGUAAAACAGGAUCAAAAUUCACCAUACUGGAAAGACCCAUUAUCGGAAUUCACAAUAUUUCAUAACAUGAACAACGCGAGGAAACGCGUGACGUAAUCUACCUUGACCAAUCCAAUGCAACCAUAUAAAAUUCUACUUAUACAGUGUGUCCCACUUACCAUGCUCACCAUGGGUAUCUUUUUAACGGUGAGAGAUACGAGGUCGGUUAAAUGACACCAAAUGUGGAG